Molecule: messenger RNA, 420 nt
Organism: Ruditapes philippinarum (Manila clam)
Lineage: Eukaryota; Metazoa; Mollusca; Bivalvia; Venerida; Veneridae
Product: MAGE-like protein 2
Exons: 1
Coding region: 1-420 (139 amino acids)
Source: RefSeq, a predicted model, not a curated record
AUGAUACAGUCCUCACCAAUGACAAAUGAUAUGAUACAGUCCUCACCAAUGGCACAUGACAUUAUACAGUCCUCACCAAUGACACAUGAUAUGAUACAGUCCUCACCAAUGGCACAUGACAUUAUACAGUCCUCACCAAUGACACAUGAUAUGAUACAGUCCUCACCAAUGGCACAUGACAUUAUACAGUCCUCACCAAUGGCACAUGACAUGAUACAGUCCUCACCAAUGGCACAUGACAUGAUACAGUCCUCACCAAUGACACAUGACAUGAUACAGUCCUCACCAAUGAUACAUGAUAUGAUACAGUCCUCACCAAUGGCACAUGACAUGAUACAGUCCUCACCAAUGAUACAAGACAUGAUACAGUCCUCACCAAUGGCACAUGAACAUGAUACAGUCCUCACCAAUGACACAUGA